Molecule: messenger RNA, 921 nt
Organism: Octodon degus (degu)
Lineage: Eukaryota; Metazoa; Chordata; Mammalia; Rodentia; Octodontidae
Product: vomeronasal type-1 receptor 90-like
Exons: 1
Biological process (GO): G protein-coupled receptor signaling pathway
Cellular component (GO): membrane
Molecular function (GO): pheromone receptor activity
Source: RefSeq, a predicted model, not a curated record
CCUUCAAAUUUUAUUGACUUACAGUACAUGUUUUUCUUUGAAGUCAGCAUUGGGGUCAUAGCCAACAUGGUUCUGCUUCUCUUUCAUGCCUUAAAAUUCUUUCUGGAGCAUAGGCCCAGGCCUACAGAACUGACCAUUGGUCAUCUGGCCCUUAUACACACAGUGAUGCUUAUAACUGUGGGAUUCAUAGCUAUAGACAUAUUUGGGUAUUAUGCCUUGGGAGAUGACAUCACAUGUAAAUGUGUAAUCUAUUUGUACAGGUUAAUGAGGGGUCUUUCUGUCUGUAUCACCUGCAUGCUGAGUGUCCUCCAGGCAGUCACCCUCAGCCCCAGAAGCUCCUGUUUGGCAAAGUUCAAACAGAAAUCCCUGCAUCAGAGCCUGUAUUGCUUUCUCUUUUUAUGGAGCCUCAAUAUGUUCACAACUUGUCAUUUCUUAAUCUCCACUGUUGCCACUCCCAAUGUGACCUCACACAGCCUCAUGUUUAUCACUCAAUCUUGUUCUCUUUUUCCCAUUAGCUCCUCUCUCAAGUACAUAUUUUUUUCACUGCUAGGUUUCCAGAACAUGUUCUUUAUAGGUCUAAUGGCACUCUCAAGUGGGUAUAAGGUGGUUCUGUUGUGCAGACAUGAAAGGCAGUCCCAGAAUCUUCACAGCACCAGCUUGUCCCUAAAAGUAUCUGCAGAAAAGAAAGCCACCAGGACAGUUUUGUUGCUCAUGAGUUUUUUUAUUUUCAUGUACAUUUUGGACAGUGCUAUUGCAGUUACUUCUGAAAUGUUGUGGAAUUUUGACCAAAUUCGUCAUUCUGUCCAACUGUUAGUUGGCAAUGGUUAUGCCACAGUCAGUCCUUUGGUUCUCAUCAUUGCUGAAAGAAGAGUGAUAACAUUCUUUAGAUCCAUGUGUAAGAAAUAUGAUAAAUUCUUGUGA